AUGGAUAGUAAAAUCCCUUUUUAGAAAAAGACUAAUAUACUUGUAAAGGAUGGAAUAUUAAUCAUCUUGUAAAAUAAUGAAUCCUUGAUUGAGCUCUACAAGCAGCGAAGAUUGAAGCGCAGACAUGAAAAGAAAGAUUAUUGCAUUUAUCACCAAGAGAAGGAGACUAAAAUUGAACCAGAAGCACAUUUAAAGACUCUUCAAAGCUAAUUAUCUCGACGUAUUGAGAUGGUAUUAUUCUCUGAAAAAAGAUCUAUUGGUUUCUGA
Messenger RNA from Stylonychia lemnae, 267 nucleotides. Lineage: Eukaryota; Ciliophora; Spirotrichea; Sporadotrichida; Oxytrichidae. The record is from the annotation of a GenBank genome assembly.